UUUAUUAUUAAGAUUAACCUGUCAGUAGUCCUUAAUCUAACUGCUGUUACAUAUCACACACCUGCAACCACAAGAGGAAAAUGACAAAAGAGUAACAUUGGCCAUCAUUCUCGCGAGUAAUCGUCAUCAAUAACUCAAGUUUGAGAAUCCCACGCGCUGAGGCGCCGCAGCGAGCGCCUACGUAUCCGACACUCUCUGAGCCGCUCUAUAACAUUCUGUCGGCGCCAUGUAGUGGCCUCUGUAUAGCGCCUCUCAAGAUAAACAGUUAUAGUAUUAGAAAAUCAUAAAAUAUACAAAGAGACGAAGCGGAGCUCUCGCUAUGUCCGUGGCGUAUGUUAGUAUGUGCGUGGAAAGCUUUUCGCCGAGGCAGCCGUCACUUAGCCACGCCUUCUUGCGCCACACGGCGCUGUCAUUGGCGGCGCGACUGAUGUUUUGGGCGGGAUUACGUAAAGGGGGCGGGGCUGGCGCGGGGCCGACACAUGGUAGGGCGGCGGGGCGCUGCCGCUCGAGGAAUACUGGAGAGUGCUUACCGCGGGCCUCGUGCUGCUCGGCUCACGUUACGUGGUGUUGUGUGCACCCUUGUGGCGCGCGCCGGUUGCACGUGUUGUGUUUUAAGGCACGCCGCGCUGCUCUCGUUGCCAGCUUACUUUCUCUUUCACAUGGGCGUCGGCUGAAUGAUGCCCUGCGCCCCCCUAAUGAAGCCAAAACUCGGCUUCUCCAUUGAAUCCCUGGUGGGCGGCAAAGGAGGCUCGGAGGGCCGUGGUUCCCCGCCGCUGGCCGACACCUGCAGCGACCGCGGCGUGUCGCCUCCCACCUCCAUGCCACCGUCGCCGCUUUCCCCGGGGCCUCCUGCCUUCAGCGACCUUCGGGCGCCGUUGGCUAUGCGGGCCCUCCUCGAGGACAAGCCGCUGCCCAUCCAGAGGCCGCAGCCCAUUAAUGGCGCCACACAAAGACCUUCUCAGGAAGUGAGUCUGCCGCCCUCGCUCCUGGCUGCAGCGAAGCUUCCCACGGGCUUCCCGCCCGCCCUCCUGCCGCAUCAGCUCAACCUGGCCGCAUUGCCACAGCUGCAGGGACUUCCCGGGGCUUUUCCUCCGCAUCUCAACCCGCUCAUGAUGGGCGGGAACGUGCCCGGCCUGGCUGCCCACCUGCCGCGGGAGUACCCCCUUUACCCGUGGUUGCUGUCCAGACACGGCAGAGUCUUCCCCCAUGGCCUUCCCAGUCCCGAGCAGCUGGCUUACCUCCUGCAGCCCUUCCGGAAGCCCAAGAGGAUCCGGACGGCGUUCAGCCCGAGCCAGCUCCUCAAGCUCGAGCAAGCCUUCGAGAAGAACCAGUACGUGGUGGGCGCCGAGAGGAAGCAGCUCGCCCAGUCGCUAAAUCUUUCCGAAACACAGGUGAAAGUAUGGUUCCAGAACAGACGGACGAAGGAGAAGCGGAUCCAGCAAGAGGACGAGGGCGAGGGCGGAGGCGGCGACGGCAGCGGGGGCGCCGGAGAAGGGGGCGCAUCGGGAGGGAGCGGCGGAGGCGGCGGAGGGAGCGGCGCGUCGGAAAAGUGUUCAUCAGCGUCUUCGACCUCUCCUGAAGGAACGUCCAAGCCCAUGGAGGAGGAGGAAGAGGAUGAGGAUAUCCUGGAGGACUCGGAGGAGGAAGGUGUAGGCGGCGGCCGUCUUGACCUCACCACAGGCUGAGGACCUUUUCCUGCCCACUGAAGACGUGCCCACUUGAAGCCACGCCUGCAAAUUCCCCGCCCAUUUCUCCUGCCCGCGACACAUGACACAGCGGCGGACGGAGAAGGGACAGCCCAUCUCUCGCAUUACAAGGACCCUGUCUUCGCUCACGGUGCUGUGUGCGUGUCUGCGGCGUGUACAUGCAUGUACAUUUAUAAACGCUCUAUGUUUGUCAUGAUGCACAUCUUGCGUGUAUGGAUACAUAUAUUCUCUGUAUUGAUGGGUAAAUCUCUAUGGCGAUAUGGAUGAACACUUGUAAAAAAAAAAAUACAUUGUGUGCACCUGUCUUAUUAGAGGAUUGAGCCCAAACGCUGAAAAAGAGAUCGUUAUGAUGGAUUUACACACGAACACUAGGAAGUGCAGGUGACACCCGGUGAGAGUGGCCAGCGAAGGGGAGCGUCGGGAUGGAGGUGGGCGGGAGGGCCUGAACUAGUCACGGACAGACAGGACUGCCUCGGUAUUGUGUUUACCACAAGAAACCGUAAUAAUGAAUUGAUCACGCAGUGUUUGCCCGCGAAUGGACUCGAGUGAAACCCGUUCCGCCGUACGUUCCGUUGUGCUUAGCUUGGGUGUCAUACACCUUGGAGGAGCGAGGUGGAACAACAAAGGGAAAUCGCGGUUCAGCAGCAGGUGACCCGUGAAAGCAAAACGGUGCAAGAGCAAGGAAAUCAAUCAAGAGUCUCUCCUCGCGAGACGAAAACGCCUCUUGGUACCUUUCAUCCGACCCCGAACCCGACAGCGUGUAAGACUCGUGCCAAAGUCUGCGAACUGUGCAUUGCAGACGCACCAGACACUAGAUGAUUCAUUGAUAAGACAGAAAAUUAACACAGCUUUGUAUUAUAAGUGUCGAGGCCUAAUACUUACUACAUUCCUCCAUUAUGUUCUGCGUUGUUAGUUAUAAAUAACAAGCCGUUGUGAAUGCCCGAGUGAGUGAUGUGCAACUUUCGUGAUGUCAUCAGUCGCCUAGCGACCAUCCAUUUUUCCGAGAGUUGGAAAAGAAUGCAACUAUCGUGGUCCUCGAUACACUACCUGUUCCAUGCAUUGAAAAGUGAAAACUUGAAGGGAUUUGAUUAUGCUUUGUUGAAUAAAGUUUCAUCUUUAUUUCGGGAUAUUUGACCGGCGCUGGCAUGACAUUACUUUUCAGUCUGGAGAGAGCUAAAAGUGAUAUCUAGUUUUUAAUCUAGAAGCCAAAAAGGUUUCGAACCGCUCCUCCAAACCUGGAAGUAUUUUCAUGAAGUACCAAAAAGUAUAGGUAGCCCCAGGAACGUUCAGCAUCGGGGACCACAUGCAGUGGUUCAAAUAUUAAAUAAUGAUGUGAUUGGCGAAAUAAAAAAUAGCUUUAUGAUAUUUACUAGAUGUAUUUUUAUAGACGCGAUUCCCUCUGUUGUAUAUGAAUUAUUUAAUGUUUUCUCUGUAUUUUUCUCUUCUGUACUAUUCUGUGGCGUUGUGAUAUUUUUGAGUGAAUAAAUUAGGACCGGAUGA
Molecule: messenger RNA, 3206 nt
Organism: Penaeus chinensis
Lineage: Eukaryota; Metazoa; Arthropoda; Malacostraca; Decapoda; Penaeidae
Product: homeotic protein empty spiracles-like
Exons: 3
Coding region: 675-1685 (336 amino acids)
Biological process (GO): neuron differentiation; central nervous system development; regulation of DNA-templated transcription
Molecular function (GO): DNA binding; DNA-binding transcription factor activity, RNA polymerase II-specific
Source: RefSeq, a predicted model, not a curated record